AUGAGCAUGAUCCCCUCCUCUAUUUCCUAUGGUUUGGAGCUGGCUCGUGCAAAAGUAACAGCAAACAGGGUAGCUGUAGUGGUAGCUAAUAAAUGGAAAGAUGCUAAUGAUAAAGUGAUGCCUGUAAAACAGUGGCUUGAAGAAAGAAGGUUCUUGCAGGGAGAGAUGCAGCAACUCCGGGACAAGCUCUCUGUAGCUGAGCGAACUGCGAAAUCCGAAGCACAAUUGAAAGAAAAAUACCAACUGCGGCUCAAAGUACUAGAAGAGACUUUGAGAUCAUCGAGCAAUAACUGCCGGAGUAUGUUAGAAGGAAGAAGUGUAAGCAACGGUCGUCGCCAAUCCCUGGGUGGAGCUGAUAACAUCUCCAAAUUGACCUCCAAUGGCUUUUUACCUAAGAGAUCACCAUCCUUCCAGUUGAGAUCUUCUCCGUCUUCUGGCACUAAUUCAGUAUUGAAGCAUGCGAAAGGGACGUCAAAGUCAUUUGAUGGCGGCACACGCUCAUUAGACACGGGUAAAGUUCUCUUAAAUGGGGUGGCUUCUAAUUUCAAUGACAGCCUGUCAUGUGAGGGAAUGAAGGACAGUGAGGUAAAUACAACCUGGAAAGGUAGUCCAGAUGAAAAACCCAAUGAAUUUUCAACAGUGGAUGCAGAAGAUACUGUUCCAGCGUUAAUAUAUGACUUGCUACAAAAAGAGGUGAUCUUGCUGAGGAAAGCUGGUCAUGAGAAGGAUCAAAGCCUCAAAGACAAGGAUGAUGCUAUUGAGAUGUUAGCGAAGAAGGUAGAUACUUUGACAAAGGCAAUGGAGGUUGAGGCCAAGAAGAUGAGAAGGGAAGUAGCUGCCAUGGAGAAGGAGGUAGCUGCGAUGCGCGUGGAGAAAGAACAUGAAAACAGGGCCAAGCGAUUUGGGAAUACCAAGGGUCCCACGAACAGUUCUCAGCUACUCAUAGGAAGGAAUGUAGCACGAAGUGGGAUGACACGCAGCACCCAGUAACAAGAUGGAGUUACAGCAGUAAUGAGUAAUCUGCCUUGGCCUGGACUUUGGUUCUUUUUCUU
Molecule: messenger RNA, 1052 nt
Organism: Cornus florida
Lineage: Eukaryota; Viridiplantae; Streptophyta; Magnoliopsida; Cornales; Cornaceae
Product: microtubule-associated protein 70-1-like
Exons: 5
Coding region: 1-990 (329 amino acids)
Biological process (GO): cytoskeleton organization
Molecular function (GO): microtubule binding
Source: RefSeq, a predicted model, not a curated record